AUGAAUCCAUCGUUUGAUAAGAAGAAAGUUGUGACACCACCGGAAAUGAUAGUCUUAAUACCAGUCAUGUCUGCAAUGAGUUGUGGUUCCCGUAUAUUAUCCGAUGAAUUGUGUCCCAAAUUGCAACAUAAAGCAAGCAUUGUUUCCAAAGUGAAUGAAUACAAGCGUUUGUACGAAGAGUUGCAUUCAUUAGGUUCGGGAGCUUUUGGGGAAGUAUUUGUAGUUAAAGCAAAAUAUGAUGGACACAAAUAUGCGGUUAAGAAAAUAAGAAUUGAAAGGUCAGAAUAUUGUGUCCAAUAUAUGGAUCAAUGGUCUGAAGACAAUGUGUAUUACAUUCAAAUGGAGUUGUGGUCCCAUAGUCUGCAGAAUAUUCUUCAAUACAAACCACAAGUAUUUGGUCGACAACCAGAAGAACCUAUGAAUUCAAUCGAGUUUUACAUUUCGUGUCAUAUAUUCAAAGAGAUCUUAGAAUGCGUUCAAUAUUUACAUGAAUUGAAUCCUCCGGUCAUUCAUAGAGACCUUAAACCCGACAAUAUAUUAGUGGCGAAGACUGUAAGGAACGGCAGGUUUUUCAAAAUAUGUGACUUUGGUUUUGCUACUGUUCACCAGCACUCGUCAGAUAAAGGAGACCUGAGAUAUUGUGCUCCAGAAGUUGGUCAGGGAAUUGUCUAUAACCAUAAGAUAGAUGUCUACAGUUUGGCUAAAAUUGCAGAAAAUAUUUUUGAGAUUAAUUUGGAGGACAAACUGUAA
Molecule: messenger RNA, 750 nt
Organism: Oppiella nova
Lineage: Eukaryota; Metazoa; Arthropoda; Arachnida; Sarcoptiformes; Oppiidae
Source: the annotation of a GenBank genome assembly